UUUUCACAGCAUACUCCCUAGAUCGAUAUAAACUUCACUCAUAAAAAAGAACGCAAGAACAGUUAUGUUGGAAUUAAACGAGCAUUUAAUCGAACUCAGCGACUGACAGUGAUACUUAGAUAGAUGAAAAGAACUUCGUGUAACGCAACUUUUUUAUUUGAAAAUACUUUAUUUGCUCAUUGACAAGAUGAUAUGUUCUUGAACAGAAGUCUAGCAAGCUAGUAGACUGGAUUUACGUGAUCAAGUUGCUUAUUCAUCAAGGAAUAUUGGCAUCCGCAUCUAUUGAGUUUUGGUAAUAGCUGGACGUUGCUAUAAGACAGUCCCAUAUGCCGGACAAGGAUAUGGCGUCACUGUCAUCCGCCGCGUCACACGCGGAUAUACUCGGACAUAUUCAGAAUCUCCGUGCGUCCAUGGACCUCACAGAAGAGCGCCACGUGGACGGCUUCAGUGACAGCGACCAGAGCUUCGCUGAGGAUAACAAGGAAAUUGUACCUAGAGCAGCAAUUGAACAAGAACAGGAUGGAAUUCUAGUGAAAGAUAAAAGUGACACUGGCAUUUUCAACAGACAUAUACCAGGAAUAUUCUAUAAGACACAUGACCACACCAACCCAAAUCACAACCGACCAAAGUCAUCAACCUCAAGCAAAAGCAAAGCGUCUCCACAAACGGUGAAACAAUCCGAUCACAAUGACAACGACAAUAAGCACCACUCGGGUCAUCACCAUCACCACAAUGACCGUCAUGGGGACAAUAACCACAGCCAUAACCACCAUAAACACCACCAUAGCCAUCAUCAUGACCAACAUAAACAUUCCUCACAUCAUCACCAUAGCAACGGACAUCAUCACCACAACCAACACCGUUCAAACGAUAGUGAAAAUAAUGCAGAACCUAAACAAAUUUUGCAGUAUGAUUUACUUGAGCUGAUGCCGAUCAUAGCGGGGCAAAGAUUAGAGGACGUCAACAUGCCGAUCAUGACCCCACCCCCGGAAGAUACUCGGCCAGUUUCCUGUUUCAGUAUUAACAGUCGGGGUGUCGGUAAUUCCCCGAUGUUUGCAACAACUAUGUCAUUCCGAUUUUUUACUGCCGGUGAACAAUUACCGUGUUCAUUCCAAAAACCAACAGUUGAAAAUAAAUCAAAUGACUUAUUAGAAAUAAAUGAUAGAGACCCCGUAAAUCAGUGUUUUUGUUCUGCCACCAACACAACAGAAGAUGUGCUCUCAGGAUGGGAACUCCCUCCCCGAUUAACGAAGACAAAAUGUAACCGAAGGAAACGUUCCUCGAUGAAGCACGGCUCGUCAGACGUCGCGUUUAACCGGCUAACACAGACGCUCGGGAAGGACCCUGUGAUUUUCCACCACUACAAGGACCUGGUGAAGUACAUUGAGCGGUACCGGUUCUACCACACGGUGGGCAACGUGGGACGCCCGCCCGCCUACUCCCAAUACGGCGAGAAGACAAUAGACACAGACCCGUACGUCAGCAAGAUGAGGUCAAACAUCAGGGCCAUCAACAGUCCCAUCUACAGCCAUAUACAGAGUCAGCUACGAGAGCGGCGAGUCGGAUCGGCGUCGAGCACCGAGAGCAGCCGGGAAUGGCCGAACGUGGACGAGGAGAGUCUGGAGGCCAGCAGCAUCGACAGCCGCCUUGUGUCCAUGCGCGAGCGGGGCAAGGCACUCAAUCUGGCGCCCGUGCGCGAGUACACCGUGCCCUGCCUCCAAAAGAGCGACAAGAUGGACGUCAUUCAGAUUAACCAAUACCUUAAUCUCACCACACCACCCACAAAUUGUAUCCAGUUUGAAAUGGAUGACACCAAGGUGAAACGCUAUACCACGCGCAGCUCCACUGAAAGCCUGUUUCCUCUGUCCACUGUCCGCCGUGGAGCCCGCCCGCUCCGCUUGGGGAGUGCGGAAUUUAUAAAACCAGGAACUUUAAUUCAAGACGCGAAAUGGACACAAGAGAAGGGAAAUGCCGCCAACCGUCCGUCCACCUCCACGCCCAGCACCGUGCCGGGAAACUUGAUAGUAGGAAGCACUGCCCCGUCGCCCAUCUUUCGAGCCAAGAGCGCAAAAAUGUCGCCGUAUAUACAAUUUCAGAAAGAACAGCACAAUCUCAUAAAACCGCAGACGCCUCCGCAACACGUCGCCGGCCGGAAGAUGACCGUCACUCUGACAGACCGCGGUGAGGCGUCGUCUGCUUCUAGAGAACGGCGCGGGAAAUUCAGCUACACACAUGCAGCGAAACCCGAAAAACCACCGCCUAUUGUAAAAACGGCAACUGUUAUGGACUUUAACACACAGUACCAAAAUCCGAUGCGCGAACGUAUGAAAACGAUAACUUUAGACGUCAACCAUCUCGGUAUACGGGGCACUACGUUCAAGCGGAGUGAAGAAAUAGCGGUGUAUAAAAUAAGUGGAAGGACGCACUAGAGGGAUUUCAAACCAGUGACAUUUGUUUGAAUGGGUCCGACUCAAAAUUAGUAACAAGCUAGAAGUCAGGUGCAAUCUAUUUUAUGCAAAUUUGACCUCCAAUUAUGUAUUAUAAGAGCACAACUUAAUCUGAGACAUGAAGUGUUGCUUUGAAAUAAAUGUACAAAUAAGUAGAAUAUGAAAUAAGUGUUUCUACGAAUUAGGCACACAUGACCUUGACCUUAGGAAUGAGAGCACAAUCUAAAGCGGAAAACACCUUCCAAGAGUGAUCAUCAUGCUGCCUAAAACGGGCACUGUUGACUGAAACAAAAACAGGGAAAACAUAAGAAUAUUUUUUUUGACAGAAAGGAGAAGUUUGCUUCAUUAAUGACAAAGGCAGGAGGGUAUU
Molecule: messenger RNA, 2817 nt
Organism: Mya arenaria
Lineage: Eukaryota; Metazoa; Mollusca; Bivalvia; Myida; Myidae
Exons: 4
Coding region: 327-2429 (700 amino acids)
Source: RefSeq, a predicted model, not a curated record